AUGUCUCUCUGUGAUUAUGAAUGCUUCCCUACAGCACAGAACCAGAUAGCUUUGCGGGGACCGGACAGCCCAUGCGAGGGCCGCUUGGAGGUGUACAAUGAUGGCGAGUGGGGCUUGGUGUGCUAUCAUGGUUGGAACAGUGAAAAUGGUCAAGAUCGUAAAAAUGGUGAGGUAGUGUGCAGAUCUCUGGGCUGUGGACAACAUGUUGAAUCUGGCCAUAACAAAGACAGUUACAAGAACCAUCAACUACCCACUAAAUAUUGGAUGGAUGAGGUAAGAUGCAGCGGAACAGAGAACAACCUGUGGAACUGCAAGAAACCCAGAGUCACUCACUGCAAAGCGGAUAACUACGUAACAGUGAAGUGCUCAGGGUCUAUAGAGCUGAGUUUGAACAGGAAUGGAAAAAUGGACGAGAGCGCUGGGGUUGUCUAG
This is a messenger RNA of Pygocentrus nattereri (red-bellied piranha), 432 nucleotides long. Its product is annotated as CD5 antigen-like. Gene Ontology annotation, cellular component: membrane. NCBI's taxonomy places the organism in Eukaryota, Metazoa, Chordata, Actinopteri, Characiformes, Serrasalmidae. The transcript has 2 exons. Bases 1 to 432 code for a protein of 143 amino acids. The record is from RefSeq and is a predicted model, not a curated record.